UGCUGUUUGGUGUAUUAGUCUCAGCUUUUGAGCUGCGGGAGAGGUGUGCGUGCAGAUGGUCGGCAUGUCACAGGCUGUUGGCGCUGUGGACGAGGGAGAGGAGCAGGCGGAGGAGGAUUGUCCUGAAUUGGUCCCCAUUGAAACGAAGCAGAGAGAGGAGGAGGAAAAGUCUGGCCCCGGCGUUAAGAUCCCAGUCACAAUUAUCACCGGGUAUUUAGGUGCUGGAAAGACAACACUUCUGAACUAUAUUUUGACAGAGCAACAUAGUAAAAGAGUAGCGGUUAUUUUAAACGAAUUUGGGGAAGGAAGUGCAGUGGAGAAAUCCUUAGCUGUGAGCCAGGGUGGAGAGCUCUACGAAGAAUGGCUGGAACUCAGAAACGGCUGCCUCUGCUGUUCAGUAAAGGAUAAUGGCCUUAGAGCUAUUGAGAAUUUGAUGCAGAAGAAGGGAAAAUUUGACUACAUAUUGUUAGAGACCACAGGGUUAGCCGAUCCUGGUGCUGUAGCUUCUAUGUUUUGGAUUGAUGCUGAAUUAGGGAGUGAUAUUUAUCUUGAUGGUAUCAUAACUAUCGUAGAUUCAAAAUAUGGAUUAAAACAUUUAACAGAAGAAAAACCUGAUGGCCUUAUCAAUGAAGCUUCUAGGCAAGUUGCUUUGGCAGAUAUCAUCAUCAUCAAUAAAACAGACUUGGUUUCAGAAGAGGAUUUAAACAAAUUAAGAACAACAAUUAGAUCAGUAAAUGGACUGGGAAAAAUUUUAGAAACACAAAGAUCAAGAGUUGAUCUCUCUAACGUGUUAGAUCUUCAUGCCUUUGACAGUCUCUCUGGAAUAAGUUUGCAGGAAAAACUUCAACAUUUGCCAACAAUACACCCUCAUCUUGAUCAGAGUAUUAUUACAGUCACAUUUGAAGUACCAGGAAAUGCAAAGGAAGAAAAUCUAAAUGUAUUUAUUCAGAAUCUUCUGUGGGAAAAGGAUGUGAGGAACAAGGAUGGUGACUGCAUGGAGGUCAUACGACUAAAGGGGCUGGUGUCGAUCAAAGACAAACCACAGCAGAUGAUUGUCCAAGGCGUCUAUGAGCUGUACGAUGUGGAGGAGACCCCAGUGAGCUGGAAAGAUGACGCUGAGAGAACAAAUCGAUUGGUUCUUAUCGGCAGAAAUUUGGAUAAGGAUAUCCUUAAGCAACUAUUUAUAGCUACUGUGACAGAGACAGAAAAGCAGAGAACAACAUACUUUAAAGAAGAUCAAGUUUGUCCAUAAUAUUGGAAGCAUUUCUUGUCAAAAGGAUCAGAUGAUGAUAUUAGAACUACGUUUCCUCCUGGGUGUAUUUCAAGCAUCUGUUCUUUACAUUAAUUCUGCUGUGAAUUCCAAUGUAUGUUAAAAUUAUAUUUUAUAUAAUAUAUAAGAUAUAGUAAAUCAGUACUGUAAAAUAUUUGCUAUUUAUAUAAUAAAAUAUAAUAUCCUGUUUUUAAUAGACAUUUCACAAAAAUGUCUUUCAGAUUUGUCUUUCAAGUUUACAUAUGCUGAGCUUCUCAUCCAUGGAAGUUACUAUUUUUAAAAUAAUGAUGGUAAAACUUAUUCAGCAUUGUCAUUUUCCUUUAGAACUUCAGCUUCUUGCAUAGAUAUAAUUUUAUUAACAAAAACAUUUUGAAAGCAAAUAAUAUCACCAUUUUUAUUAAAUGAAAUAAAAGGUUUGUUCUGGCUAGACACUCAUAGGUGGAAGAAAUCUGAAUCAAAUAAACUAAUUGGAACUAUUUUUUAUUUUUAGUCAAUUCUAAGCUUUACUGACAGUCAAUGAAACUUCAGCCAUUCACUUUGAAAUUUAUUUAGAAGAUUCUAAUUGUAGAACAUUUAAUUUUAAGUAGAUUUUACUACUGGUAUUAAAUUCAUUUUGUUUUUUUUUUAACUUUUCAAAUUUUUAGCAUACACUAAAAAGUGAUGAGGUACAAACCUUCAGAUAUGACUUCAGAUAAUUUGAUAAUUUAACAAUCUUUACUUUUCGCCUAUUCCUCUAAGAGCAGGUCAGCAUUAACAAUACUCAGAUUGUAGGAUAAUAGCAUUAGAUGGAAUUUAGAGAAGACCUUUCCCAAACUAAUAGUUGUUAAAUAGAGAAAACUAUCAAAAUGGCAUUUCGAUUUUUUUUUAGAAUUUUAAAUAAAGAAUUACAUUUAUGUAUCUCAAAUGGCUCCAUUGUGUUUGGAGGCAUGUUGACUGAUUAAAUUAUCUAUGCCCCUUCCCCUGCAUUCUGUAUCUAUUAUAUAUAACUUCUCUAUAUGCAUUCGUCUCCUAAAUCCAUUAUUUAAUGAGUGGUAGAAAAAAUACCCAUAUUUUGUGGCAGCAUAUUGUGCAAUAGAAAGUUACUUGAUGAGAUUUCUAUAUUGAGUCAGACCUGGGCUUUAAUUCCAGCUCAGCUACUUCUUGGCUGUGUAAUCUUGAACAAAGUAUUUUUCUCUGAGAUUAGUUUCCUUGUUUAUAAAGGGGACAGUGAUAAUACCAAUCACUUAAGGUUCUUGUGAGGAUUAAAUAGGUUUAUAAUGCCCCUAGCUCAGCUCCUGAAACACAGCAGAGGCUAGGUAAAUGUGUCUUCUUCCUAACAGUUUAAAUCCAUUCUAUAAUUUAUGUAGUCAUAAUAAUACUUCAUAAUGUUCUUUGACAAAUAAUUCAUAUGGAUUCAUAUCUUCUAGACCAGAAAGGGCUUAUCAUUGUUCUGUUGUGGGAGAAAUACUUGAAGUAAUUUUAAUCUAUACUUUUAAAAAUCUGUAUUUAUAAAACUCAUAAAUGUUUUUUUCCUUUAAAAUGUGUUAAUCUGUAAAUAUUUUUCAUUACAUAUGUAUUGCAUGAAUUCAUUUGUGUUGUAAGAAUCCAGACACCACAGAUGAAGUCGGUCUCUCCUGACCUUUCUCCUUCAUCACUGUCACUUCUUAGGGGUAAGCAGUGUUGUCAGCAUAACGUCUGUUCUUUCAGAUGUCUCUUCACUCACACACAUGAUGGUUUAUGUUGUUUCCCAAAGCGAAUUAUUCUCCAUUGAUUAAAGCUUUAAGCUACUUCUUCAGGGAACUUACAGAUUUGCCAUAAAAUAUACUCAAGGAUAGGUUUUAUUUUUGUAAUAUGAAAUAUUUUAAAUAAAACUUAUAUGGUAAUGCAGUUUGCUUUUUUUAAAACUCAACAAUUAGUCUUAGAGUUUUCCAUGACAGUGU
Molecule: messenger RNA, 3189 nt
Organism: Phyllostomus hastatus (greater spear-nosed bat)
Lineage: Eukaryota; Metazoa; Chordata; Mammalia; Chiroptera; Phyllostomidae
Product: COBW domain-containing protein 3
Exons: 15
Coding region: 56-1252 (398 amino acids)
Cellular component (GO): cytoplasm
Source: RefSeq, a predicted model, not a curated record